Olea europaea var. sylvestris is the source of this 1079-nucleotide messenger RNA. RefSeq names its product type I inositol polyphosphate 5-phosphatase 5-like. The transcript has 3 exons. The annotation marks the transcript as partial. Gene Ontology annotation, molecular function: phosphatidylinositol-4,5-bisphosphate 5-phosphatase activity; inositol-polyphosphate 5-phosphatase activity; phosphatidylinositol-3,4,5-trisphosphate 5-phosphatase activity. The record is from RefSeq and is a predicted model, not a curated record. Gene Ontology annotation, biological process: phosphatidylinositol dephosphorylation. Lineage: Eukaryota; Viridiplantae; Streptophyta; Magnoliopsida; Lamiales; Oleaceae.
CUUCAAUCGUUUAUACAUUCAUCGUAGAAGCAUUAGAUAUUUAUUGCAAUUCUCGAAUGUCCAGAAAGUUGCUUUUCUUGUCGAUGCAGCAUUUUGCGGGUGCAUGCCACGUAAUUAAUAAUAAAAAUUAUUAGAAUUAUAUCUAAAUUCUUGCCUUGUGUUUUGACAGCUUACCUAACUGAAGACUAAAUUUCAUUUGAUUAUUGAUAAGAUAUUCAUUGAAUUAACCAGGAAGUAACAAUUAAUGUAUCUAGUUUUCACUUGUAUAAAUUGACCUUUAAGGCCCUGAAUUGAAAAUUAUAGUGUCAUACACAGAACAAUGAAGAUAAAAAAGCAUGGUAGAACUGAUUUCUUAUCCCUUCUCAGAACGACAUAGUAGCGCGCGAAUUGAGGGCCUAAGUCUGUCAAAUUUUGAUCAGCUGAUGUCACCAGCUAUGAAAAUUCAAGAUAUUCGGGUUUUUGUUGCAACAUGGAAUGUUGGAGGGAAGAGUCCUAGCCAUGGACUCAAUCUUGAGGAUUUCUUGCAGGUGGAAGACUCUUCAGACAUAUAUGUAUUGGGGUUCCAAGAAAUUGUUCCCUUAAGUGCUGGAAAUGUUUUAGGAUCAGAAGACAAUGAACCAGCAGCAAAAUGGCUAGGCCUAAUAAGCCACGCACUCAACAAUCCCUACCAUGAUUCCAUGCAUUCUUCUGAUUCAAGCCCCAAUUCAAAACACUCCAAAUUCAACAACGCUUUUCAUAAGCAAUCUUUAAAAACACUCAGCAAGAAGCUUAGAGCUUAUAAUCAUCUCCUUAAAGACUGCAACUGUUCAUGGGACAAUCCAAUGUCCAAUAAAAGGAAAGAAAGAAAAUAUGGCGACCCUUGUGCUUCACCUUUUAGUGAUGGUGAUCCAAGUAUAGAUGAAUUCCUGUCGAUAACAGGAAUUUCAUUGCCUAAACGUUUGAACUAUCGUCUGAUUGCAAGCAAGCAAAUGGUUGGAAUUUUUGUUUCAAUAUGGGCUCAAAGGGAUUUAGUUAAAGACAUUGGCCAUAUCAGGAUUUCUUGUAUGGGAAGAGGAAUCAUGGGCUGUCUUGGAAACAAG